AUGGCUGAAGAAGGCCAGGAGAUGGGUGGCAUCCAUUUUCCGUUUCCCUCCCCCCAUCCUAUCCAGAAAUACUUCAUGGCAGAACUCUACAAGGUUUUGGAGGCUGGCAAGAUUGGGAUAUUUGAGAGUCCAACUGGCAUGGGAAAGUCCUUAAGUCUGAUUUGUGGGGCCCUCUCCUGGCUCCGGGACUUUGAACAGAAGAAAUUGCAAGCAGAGGCUGGUCUCCUCGCUCCUGCAUCUGGCCCCACAAGUAGUGGGAGGAACUCAGUCCUGUCUUCCUCAUCCUGCCAAGAACCCUCUGACACCCUGAGACCUGCUGGAGAUCCUGACUGGGUCACUGAAUUUGUGCAGAAGAAAGAAGAAAGGGACCUGGUGGAGAGGCUGAGGGAGGAGCAGCUGAGGAGGAGGAAGCGAGAGGAGCGGCUGCAGGAGGUCUGCCAGGAUGGAAGACGCAGGUUUGCUGCCAAGCGCUCGAGACAGGAGGAAGAGGAGACCGAGACUCUCCUGCGCCUCAGCAGGGAGAUGCUUGCUGCAGACACAGCACCAGAGCAGCUGGGGCAGCUGGAGUGUGGGGAGGAGCAUCUGGUUCUGGCAGAAUAUGAGAGUGAUGAGGAGAGAAGAGGCAGCAGGGUGGAUGAGGGUGAGGAUGACUUGGAGGAAGAACAUAUAACCAAGAUUUAUUACUGCAGUCGGACACACUCACAGCUGGCCCAGUUUGUGCGUGAGGUGCAGAAGAGCCCUUUUGGCAAGGAGACGCGGCUAGUUUCCCUUGGGUCUAGGCAGAGCCUUUGUGUGAAUGAAGAUGUGAAAAGCCUGGGUUCUGUGCACCUCAUGAAUGACCGCUGUGUGGACAUGCAAAGACGCAAACACGAGAAGAUGAGAAUUGGGGAAGACAAGCCAAAGAGAAGGAGACAGAAGAUGCAGGCCUCCUGCCCCUUCUACAACCAUGAGCAGAUGGAGCUUCUCCGGGAUGAGAUUCUGCUGGAGGUGAAGGACAUGGAGCAGCUCGUGGCCCUCGGGAAGGAGGCCCAGGCCUGCCCCUAUUAUGGAAGCCGCUUUGCCAUCCCUGCAGCCCAGCUGGUGGUGCUGCCCUACCCAAUGCUGCUGCACGCAGCCACCCGGCAGGCUGCGGGAAUCAGGCUGCAAGGGCAGGUGGUCAUUAUUGACGAGGCUCACAACCUGAUCGACACCAUCACCAAUAUCCACAGCACAGAGGUCAAUGGUUCCCAGCUCUGCCAGGCCCAUUCCCAGUUGCUCCAGUACAUGGAAAGAUACAGGAAGCGUUUAAAGGCCAAGAACCUGAUGUACAUCAAGCAGAUCCUGUACUUGCUGGACAAGUUUGUGGCUGUUUUGGGAGGUAACGUUAAGCAAAACCCUAGUACACAGAGCCUGCCUCAGACAGGGUCUGAGCUGCAGAGCAUCAACGACUUUCUCUUUCAGAGCCAGGUGGACAACAUCAACCUCUUCAAGGUGACGUCCUCCACUGGAAGUGCUAAGAACGAGCCAGAUGGAGUUCUCCAGAGGCACUGGGAAAGCUUAGAGAACGACAGCCUCCUGAGAAGCCAGAGAGCAGGGUUGGCAUGUGGGCAGAAUGUGCAGGAAAAGGAGGCCUCUCUGCAUCAGAGACCGCACUGGCCUGUAGUCCAGUGUCAUGCCAUGUUAAACUCAGAAGAGCCUGAGAUCUCCAGGCAGCAGAAAGAAUCAGAGAGGUAAUCCAUGGCUCCCUGUUGGGCCAGAAGAAACAGGAUACCUUCUGAUCGAAUGUGCGCUUUCCCACUGUGCGAAGUCCUAAACCCAGCUCACAUCUGUGGGAGAGGCGGACCAUCUGUCCCCUAAGAUAUAAAAGGACACAGCACUCUGCUAUGAGAGCAUGGGCCGCUGCCACUUGAGAGGAAUCCCAACGUCAUUGCUUCAAGUCCCUAGAGAACAUGGUGUUCAAAAAGGGCAUCUCGCAGUCAUGGUCUCCGUCUUUGAGUCUGAACAGCUGAAACUCUCUGAGGAUGCGCAAGAGAGGAUCUUUCACCUCUGCUUUCCUCCUAAUGCCGUUCUUCCUCUGCACCUCAGACAAUUGAGAGAUGGAUAACGUCCUCUGGGUAGUUUGGAGGGGAGAUCUGGACUAGGUCAGGAAAGAAUGGGGUGUGAGUUAGCUGCUGUGUGCAAAGAGUGGAAUUGGUGCCUUUGCUCACCUCUAAAUGCCAAAGACACGGUGGGGGAGCUGUGAAGACUUACAAGGUGGAGGGACAUCCUCAGAUAACAUUCACUGGGUCUACUUUAUAGGGAGAGCUCACACAAGGAGGAAGAGGCCCGCAUGGCUACCAUCAAAGCCUCCUGUGACAGGCCUGGCUGUGUGGUGAAGUGGGCUCACUAUAGAGCUGUUAGGACACUGGACAUGGCCAACAGCUGCCCAUGGUACACAGGAGAAAAGCCUGCUGAGACGGGUCUAAGUGUGCACUAACUCGAGCUUACCACUGUUAGGACAGUGGACAUCUUUCCAUGUCACACAGAGGGAGAGGUGUAAGAGAUGGAUGAUAUCCAGA
Rattus norvegicus (Norway rat) is the source of this 2537-nucleotide messenger RNA. The record is from RefSeq and is a predicted model, not a curated record. NCBI's taxonomy places the organism in Eukaryota, Metazoa, Chordata, Mammalia, Rodentia, Muridae.